AUAAUUUUAGGUCAACCUAUAAUGGAACUCCAGGGUACUUCCCAAGUUGUAUUUCAAAGUUGUCCUAGAAUGCUUCCAUGUACUGGUGACAGACAUCCAAGCAAAUCAUGGUAGACGAAGACGUAAGUGAGCGGCAGGGAGAGAUCCUGGAGGCAGGUAAUGUGUACGUGCUGAUGAAAAGGGAGUAUAGGAUCUCAAGAAAUAUAAGAGCACUCUGGUAUUUUGGGCACCUCAAUCAAGUCAUUGAAUAUACACCUAAGUCAAAUCUGUCUGAGUACACACAUGAGAUAGAAGUGAUAUCAGUGGUUCCCAGAGAACCUGCCAGGAUACAGAAAAGGGGAGGGAAGAGGCCUCAGUACAGACUGACCAGUAACACAGUGCUCACAUUCUUUGCUAGGCGGUAUAGAUUGGUGUAUGCACUGGACCUCAGUCCGUCUUCAGGCUCUGUGGAUAUCAACCAUUGUUCAGUUUUGAUAACUGAAGUAUUUUUGGCUCUGAAGAAAUCUCUCCUUGGAUUAGCUCAACCAUUCUAUAUCCCUGGUAGCUUGCUGAGAAUUGAACCUCAGCUUUACAUCACAGUGGUCACAUAUGCACCAAUUGUUAGCUGCAAGGCUAAACAAGUUCUUGUACAGGGUUGCCAUGUCACACAUGAGAAUGUUGAAGAGUUCCUGGCAGUGAUCAAAGAGAAGAUAACUGAGUUGGAAAACUAUAUGGCACAGAGCUUUGAACCAUUUGCCAAGGAGAUGCCAAGCUUUGAUGAUGAUGAGAGUGUGAUGUUUGGCUUGUAUCCAAAAGAAGAUGGCAACCUGGCUGAUAUGGACCCUCAGCCUGACUCCAUGGUGGCAGCAGACUCAGGGUUUGUCAACCUGCUCAGGUACGGCAUCCUGGCACUACAGUUGUUACCUGAAAACAGCAGCGCAGGUAUCAUUAUCAUCACGGAUGGAGUUGUCAGUCUUCCUGAUGCCCUGAUAUUUGAGUCAUUGCUGGCGCAAUUGAGAAACAGCACAGUCACAUGCUCUGUGCUGCAGAUUGGAAGUGGUUGCCAUGCCAACAAUAACUUUGGACUAGUACCUUGUACAGAGUUGCUGCAAUUUCUUGCCAAGGCCACAUUUGGUGCUUACUUCAAGGGGCCUCCUGUCGUGACUUCCUCUGACACAUUUGAGAUGAACUGCUAUCAUAAAGCUCUGUUUGGAUGGAAAUUCAAGAAUGCCAAUCUUAGUAUGGAACUAGAUGGAUGGGAAGAUGUCAAUUUUGGUGUCAGGAAGCCUCUUACCCUGGGCAAUCAUUCAGUUUGGGAGUCCCCACCCAUGAGGAAGAAACACAUGGAAAAAAACCUGCAUGCCAACAUACUAGAUGUGAUAUCAGUGAGGCUAAGAGAAGGGUUCACUAUCAAAAAUGUAGCCAUCACCAGGGGAGAAAGUCAGAUUGAGGUCCAUCUUGUGUUGCCAUGGAGAGACAAUGUUAGGAUAGAGUAUCUAGCCAUUGCUUCAUGGCCUAUCAUCAGAGAAAGCAAGUCAAAAACAGACACUGUUUCAUUUAAAGUGAUGGAAGGGAGGAUGAUGACCCAUGUUGAGGUGACGACAGAGGGCUGCUACGAGUUCCUUCAUGAUGUGACGUGCACACAAAAGAAACCAUUCAGGAGUCCCUACCGGACAGCCAUGGUCAAAACUUUCUGGCUCAUGCAACAGGGCCUAACUCAAGUUGAUCAGUUGAUGGUGCAUAUCCAAUCCUUUGCCAGCAAUCCAGCCUUCUACACCAUCCCUGAGAACAUCAAGAGUGGAGUGCCUUUGUUUGUGUUACCCACCAACUCCCCCAGUCCUCAGCUCUACAUACAGCAAAGCUCAAAGGACACGGCUCUGUCUCAGUUUGCUUCAUUUUGGAAGCCAAUUAUGAUGCUGGACAUCAAUAUAUGGCAAAAGUGGAUGCAUACUCAUCGCAUAGGCAUCAUUCUGGAGCAUGACAUGCCAUUGCCCAAACACCUGCAUAUCCCAAACUCCAACAGCCGCUUCAAUACUGUGAUGUGCAGACAAGCUCUGACCUCCAUGAAUGAGUUGCUGAAAGACUGGAGCAGCUUCAUUCUGAUGGAAAACCAUUCUUAUAUCAAAUUGAUUGGGGAACCAGACAAGCCUCCCAGCUCAUUUUAUGUGAUCAGAGUGACAUCCAAGCCCCCAUGUAUGGUGCUGAGGGUGGCCUUCCCCACAGGGACACCUGGACACAAGAGGAAUGAGAUUGUGAACAAAGUGAAGGCCAAGUUGUUGACCCUGAACUUCCCCCAGCGUGGCACUCAGAAGGAGGGCCUGUCUCAGACCCCUGGUCACUCUCAAGUGACCAGUCCAGUACAGGUUUGGAAGCCACCUCUGCAGAGACAGAGGGCAGAGAUACGCUGCUGUAUUCUCAUGAACAAACCAGUGGAAAAGAUCUUGAUCAGGUACGAAAAGAUCCCAGAAGACUUUAUGUCCAUGGAGAACCCUUAUCGUGAUUCUGCCCAGCUGGGGAUGACCCAGGUCAGUUUGACUAAGUCUGCAUCCAGUCUGUUCACCACAUUGUCCAAGUACUUGUACCACAGGAGGUGGGUGUGGUCAGUCCAAGACAAGCUCUCCUCUCCACCAAGUCUACAGGCUAUAGGCCGAGUGCUCACAACACUCUCUAAGAUCCGUCUUCAAGAAGGCUUCCAUUUUGCUCACACCAGCUCUGGCAUUGUUAACAUGGUGGUUGAAAUGCAGAUGAAGGAUCCUAAGUGUGAAGAUGACACAGAGCUGCAGCCCUGUGUGAUGCAGUAUGUCCUCUUCCCACCUCAUACUACUACAAAGGAAAGCUUCUCAGAGAGCGACACAGAUGUGGAAGAGCGUGCUGAGAGUGAUGGUGAGAUUCAGAUUAUCACUGAGUGUUGGAUAGAGCCACAGUAUGGUAAUGUGGUCAACAAGACCCCAGAGAGGAACCACUAUGAUGGACUAGACUUCAAGCAGCUGGCUAAUGCGCUGUUCCCUGUUGAUGAAGAAUGUAUAUCUACCAUGCUGACAUUGGAACACCUGAUCAACAUGUGCCAAGAACCUGUACGAGUACUGGCUCCUGCCACUGAAAAGUGGUGUCCUGUGUACUCUGAAGAGUCCAGUCAGCAGAGAGGGACAUCAGAGUCUGCCAUCCAUUGUAUUCCUUUUCCUUUUGACUUGAUGAAACUUUUGCCAAAAUGUCAGCAAGUGGAAAUCUUGUUUUCAACUUUUAUUGAAGAAUCUACAAAUUUUGCUCAAAAUGACCCAAUGUCAGAGCCUGGCACCCCCACCCAGCCCCAGGGCAGUCCAGCCCAGUCUCCAAACGCCAUCCUCUUCCAGCUCCUGUCAGAACAGCUGAAAGACUUGCAUGACAGGGAGGUGGAGAUGAACAUGGCAGAAUGUGGUACCUUUGUUCAGCUUAUACAAAAGAGAACACGGGAUGUACAGGAGCAACCAUAUCCUUUUACAACAGCCAACAUCACUCAUGAAUCCACACCUGAGAAGGAGUUGGACCUGAGGGAGAUAGUUUCUCGGAGUAUAUUGUCUUCAUGCACAGACAAGACCAUCUCACAGCAUAGUGUCACAGCUGUGCAGGGACGACAGACAGAGGAAUCUCAUGGACAGGAGAGCAGGAGUGGGUGUGGUCAACACAGGGUACCCAGGUGGAACUGCUAUGUUAAAACGGUGGGACAGGGUUGCGUUAUUGUCACUUUCAUCCCAGCAACAUACCUGGAUUUAAUAUCACUUGCACCCUCUAGUAGCAGUGGGGAGGAGAGUUCAAUGGACAGAGAAAUGGAAGAUGCUGUGAGAAGAAAUAAAAUUCAUGAGGAAGAGUCUCAGACAGAUGUUAUUGAAAACCCAGAACAGACACAGUGCUGGGAAAAGUCUUCAGAAACAGAUGUCAUCAAUGAAAGUUUUGCAGACAUCCCUGAUACAAGAUUAACUUCAGAGAAAGAGGCUUCCAAUGAGAAAGAUCUGAAUGGAAAUGAACAAAUAGAAUACAAGAAAGAUUCAUACUUCACAAGUAAAAAGUCUCUGACUCUUCCAAUGUUUAUCUACCAGUGCUCCAUGUCCAGCCUGACGGAGCAGCUGGUCUCUAAGUGGAGUUACAUGGAACCUCAGGACAUCUUCCAGGAUAUGACAUUUACUUCAUGGGACAUGGAGGAAGAUGUCAUGGAGCCCCACGCAACACGUGAGGGGUCCCAGGACACCGUUGUCAACCGUGGGGAAGAAGAGGGGUCAAGAAGCCGCCAGGACACAUUGACCAGUCCAGUCAAAGAUAAGUUGCACGUGUCAUUUGACAGGCGGUCAACUGAGAUAUUCACUGGGGCAGAGGAACUGAGGAACCACUGUAACAUGAUGUGUGAUGCCUACUACAAGAGCUUUGUCACAGGGGUUUACAAGAGUCUCCAGCAAGGACAGGAAGUAAGUGGAAUGGACACUGAGUCUGCUAUCAGUAGCAUAUGCCAAGAGAGCGUGCCUCUGCAGAUUGACAUCACAAGGUACUUGCAAACAGUAUGUGGUCACAUUCAGAAGGUGAUAGAGAGGCACAAUAAAGAGCAGUGUAUGAAGAAGGACCUGGAGAUAGCAGUGCCUAAGAGCCAUGUCAUAUUUGCCAGAGAACUUGGUGAUGUGGAGGAAGAGAUAAAGAGCACAUUGUCAGGAGAUUCUGGUGUGACCAUGUCCAACCCGAACUCCAACAGAUACUUCCAGCCCUCCAGGGCUCACAUCAAGUUUCCAGUUUCAAAGCUGACCUGCAGGUGUACAGAGUUGGUGAAAGGACUGCAUAAGCAGAUCAAAAAGAAAUUUGCAGAUAUCUUGGCCAAAAAUUUCAGAUCUGUCUCUUCCUGUCCAGAUUACUUCUAUUACAGGCCUCCACUCUUGCCCAGACGUCCCUCUGGAAAUACAGAAACAGAAGAGGAAAAAGAUCCAUUCUGUGAGGACCCGGAGAAAGAAGAAACUGAGGAUGACAUCUUCAGGUCAGAUGCAGAUGAGCCUCCCCAGUCCCCUCUCUCCCCUGCUGCCAUCUAUGGUGGAGACUCACCAUCAACCUCCAUACGCACAGGGACUAUGAGUUCCUUCCUUGGUGAUGAGAUUGGGUCCCUGAACAUGGAAGAUGAUGACAAUGAUGAAGAUGUGCAACCACUGUUCUUACACUUGUCGUGCACUGUGAAGACAAAGAGCAUAUUUGACUCUGUGCCAGUAGGAAAUCUUGUCACCUGUUUGAAUGAAUUCUGUGAAUGUUUUGAAGAUGAAGGUCCAGAUGUUGACUUGGGUGAACUGACUGUCACCCUGGACAUCAUCUGUUUGACCCUUCCACAGGACACUGAUCUGUCCACACAGAGGUUUAAGCCCAACUUUAAUAGGGCCUUUUCCAUUGGGAGCGCAUACAGUAGUUCCCCUCCGGGAGAUCCUGCUAAUACAGAGGAGACCAUGAGUGCUUCAGAUGUGGGCACUAGUUACAGUGUGGAUUCUGAAAAAACUAUUGCUCCUCCCGAGUCUCCUACCAGAGCUGGUUUUCGACGUAAUGCCGACCCAUUGGCCAAUCUCCCAGUGGUACAGAAGCAAGCUGUCAAUGAAUGCAAAGCACAGAUUGAGUGGCUGUUGAAAGAUGAGAUAGCCUCAGGUGCAUGUCAUAUUUCUCCGCCUACUGUAGAGACACUGGAGAUGGUCUCCAGACAUGUCCAGGAAUCCAAAGGGAAACUGUCCUGUAUCACAGAGCAAGUACCUCUACAGUUUGUGUAUGGACCACAGCAGAGUCGCUUGAAGUUCAUUGAGGAGUUUGAGAGAAUGAACAUCCCUGGUUACUACCUGCUAAAAGAGGGGGACUUCUACUACUUGGUCGUUGACAAAGCCACUCUAUUUUUGGAGGUCCAUGCCAAUGCCAUUAAGUCUGCGCUGGACAAGAUUAGCAGAGACAAUUCACCUACCAGAGGAGAAGAAAAAAAGAUAAGUGAUGUCUUCAUGGCUCGUUCAGGCACCUCAGAACCUGACUUAUCAAAGGAGGCUCAGUCAUCAGAUCUUGAUGCUACCCUGGUACCAGGUGGUGUGGACAGUGCCACCACUUCAUUGUCAUCAAAGUUGAGAACAGACAACGGCCCAGUGACCUUCAAUCCUGUCAUCUCCUUGAAGGAACCAACCCCUGACAGGACUGCUUCUGCUGACCCCCCUCACUCAACCUCAGAUAAUACCAGUGGAAGCUCUGUACAGGUUCUGGAUGACAAGAAUGACUCAGCAAAAGAUCUUUCUUCUAAUCUGAUGCAAUUUGUGGUGGAACAGAAGGAUCACGUGACAAACCAAGCCCAAGAAGCAGUCACAUCAGGUAGCAGUUUCAGUGACACUGUCACAGCAGCAGUAGAAAGUGCCUUCAGACCUCGCAGCCAGUCAAGUAAAGAUGAUGUCAGACGAAAACCACAAAAAGAGUCCCUGAGUAUGACUGAGAGCUGCGAUAAAGAUAAUACAGCAUUAAGAAUCAAAAAGUCUGCCAGCUCUCCUAGCAUGCAUGAUGGCAGUGAGGAUAUUCUGAUGAAGGAGGUGGACAUGUCAUCUCAAGAUGUGAGAAAGCAAGGCCGACCCAGGUCCAGUCUUCCUCAAACUCCAGUUAAUGGUGCUAGCAUGAAUAGGUCUAGAAACUCUUCUGGAACUCCAAAAAGUAUUAUUUCAGGCAUUGGGACACCUAAUCGCUCACGCCAUUCCUCUGGGACUUCAAGAUCGAGGCAUUCUUCUGGUAAAAUAUCCCGGAAAAUGUCUGGUAUAUUUGAUAGCAGCAGUCAUGGGAGCUGCACUGAAGAAGGCUACGAUGGAGACACAAGCAGCAGUGAAAGUGCAUUUCACGUACUUUUUGGCUAUGAAGGUGACUCCAGUGAUUCAGAUGCUGAGGGGGGUAUGUUGUCAAUGCAUGACACUGGUCCACAGCAGCCUAGACUGCCAGACUUCUGGCUACUCAUGAAGGUCAACAGGGACAAAGUGGAUAUCUUCUUCCACACCAGCUACACAGGCGAGGAAGAAACAGAAGACUUGGUGCAUAUGAAGAUAUUAUACAAUAAUGUCAUCAGUAACAUCAGAGAGACAGGAAGGAUUGUCAAUCAGCGACUUCUGCUGCAAGACCUCCAUGACACCCGAAUGUGCAAUAGCCUGCUGGUGCCAGAGGCAGAUGAGGAUAUCUCCUGGAAGAGGGAUCUGGAAGCCAUGCAUGCCUCUAGAAGGAGUGAUGAAUCAGAUGAAGAAGAAGAUCUUGGCCCUAAGGAAGGUUACCUAGCUGCUGCUCUUGACUUCGAACCAGGGCACUUUGCCUGUGACUGUGUGUGGAAACAUCAGUUUACACUGCACCCAAGGUUAAAAACAGGACUGGGGAGAACUGGGCUGUCUAGAGGUAUCCAAGCUCUGAGAUCAGUGCUGAAUGCCUUCUCUGUGAACAACAGGAAAAACAUGUUUGUGCUCAGAGAAAAUAAUGGAAACGUGUUCUACUUGAGGGUUAGUGACUGUAUCCCUGUAACACAGUCUGUGCAAUUAGGGGAUUCAGGGGGGCCUGAAGACCAGGUAGAUGGAUCAAAACUGUCAGAAGUUGCCAUGACUAGAGAUGAUUCUUCAGCUUCGGGGUUUCCAUUUAGCAAGGAUUUAAGGAUGCGGAGGUUAUCCUCCACAGACAGAGAUCCAGAGAUGCUGUCCCUGUCCUCAUCAACCAGCAGCAGGAUCUUCUCCAGGAAGAACGAGGAAUGCAUCGAAUUAUCUGUCCAUGGCAUAACAGAUGCAGGCCCUGAAAUCAAAGAAGAUCUGAUAGAUGUAUUGAAGAGGAAGAUGGAUGAUGCUGUGUUGGAUGUGAUAUCUGUGAUGUUGGCAAGAAAUGCCAUGUGUAAGCUGACUGUAGAUGAUGUUCAGUUUAUACAGCGGCCCUUUACAGCUCCUAAAGAGGUGCUACGUCUGGUUCCCCCAGCUGCUGCUAUGCAUUACCUCUUUGCUUUCAUGCACUAUCUUCGCCAGAACAUGAGGCAGUUUCUGUUUGUGCCAAAUUACAUAGAUAAUAAAGAGGAGCAUCACUUCCUGGAUUACUCUGAGGAAAUUCCAUCAUCUGGAGAUGUAUUUCUGUAUAAUCGACCUCAUGCCACAGGUAGAAAAGGCAUUGCAUGUGUCCAUUUGAGACUGGUGGAAGGAAGUGGAAGUGCAGUUCAGCCAUUAGGAGGUUCAAAGCCCUCUCCAAAUGCUUACCAAGAAGGUUUGGAUCCUGCUGACUUUGAUACCAUCUCUACUGCUGUCAGACACGAAACCAGUAACAAGAAGAAUCCAGGUCCCCUGUCCUUGAUUCAGCUGAGUAUCUGGGAGAGGGGAGAUGUAGACAUGAAUUUUCUCAAGGAGAAGCUAACCCAUGCUAUUCGCUGUGCCCUGUGUGACAUAGUGAUGGAGUACCGUCUGCUGACUGCCCCUCUCUGUGAGAUACCAUAUAGAUACAAGGAUGCACUGGAGGGGCUGUUCCAGUCAGUGCCUUCCUCCCCAGUAGUCUCAGAAAAAGCCAACAGCCUUCCCCAUGCACCACUGAGGAAAAUGCAUUCAGAGUCUCCAAGAAAAGGAAUUCCUGUGACUUCUCCGGGGACCCUGUCAAAUACACCAUCAUUUUUGGACUUAUUCUCCAAAGGAAGAUUAUCCUUUAUGUCUCCUAGCAGGAGUGGUGAUGCUGGCAAACUAGACCAGCAGACAAACAGCCAGGAGAAGCUGGAAACAGAUGCACAACACAAACAUGAGCUAGAACUGAAGCAAAAGAUCUGGAAGUAUGAGAUUGGUGAGAGAGGGAUCCUGUUGCCUCUGUAUCCCACCACAAUGCUGUCUUGGCUGGAGUUUGCUGCUAAACUUGGAGUUCCCUCCAUUCAGAAGUUUUCUGGUGUCCUUUUGUUGCGUGUGUCUGUGGAAUUUGUGCUGAAGGAGUUUCAGGCCAUGGUGUCCAGCCUGUCACCAGAUAUCACAGUGCGAGUGUUCAAACACAUAUCAAAACUUCAGACAGAGGAGGAUAUGGGGUAUCAUCCAUAUAACCCCUCCAGAGUAACUUCUAUGAGUACAGAGAGUUCAAAAGAGUCCUCACUUGAUAUGGCUCAAUUUGCCUGUGUGGGAACCCCAGGUAAACCAAAUCAUUACAUUGUGAUUGGUAGAAAUUUUGACCAAUGGAAACAUUGUAUUGAGCGAUAUGAGGAAGAAGACUCAAAUGACCAGCAGUCUGCAACUCUCAGUGGGAAAGUGAAGAAGAACUAUCAGAAGUUCUGUUCCCUGGAUAGUGAGGCAGCUCCAGAAAAAAACAGUGAUCUGGGAAAUAGCAGUGGACUCGCCACUGCUGCAGCACCAUCUGGUGUAGAGGAAAAAGUUUUUGUACCCAGGCAGAGGUUUCUCAUAUUGAGUGUGAAAGAUAUAACAAUGGAGCUAUACACAUACAACUCGGCAGCAGAUGUGGUCAGUACCCUUGACCGCCAGUUUACACGACUAAUUCAGUGGCACAAUGCUAGGACACACCUGUUAUCCAGUAUUCUCAGCCAGAAGGCUGGCUUGUUCCAACAUUACUCAUUUACAGAAUUAGCUGCAGUCAGGGGAAAGGAUGCCAAUCCAUACAUCCAGUCAGCAGAUGUGGACCUUCUAUUCAAACAUCAGAACCCUCCUUCCAAGCCAGACUUGCAGCGGCAGCGCUCUCAAUCUGUCUCUAUGCAUCUUCGCCCUGAGGUUCAUCCAGCCCUGCCAGCAGUGGAUGAACUGUUCCGUGACACAUUUCCCCCUCAUCCUCUACACAGGUCUCCGUUUGGCAGUUUUAGGGAUCCUGUGAUGAGACAUGGGUACCAGCUACGGGAGGUCAGGGAGAUCACAAGAAGGGAAUCAGAAAAGAAGGUCAGGCUGGAGACUAUAUAUGCCCAGUGGCAACAGAGGCAGUCAAAUGCUGCCAUUGCUGAGGAUAUGUUGAGAUUAUUAAAACAAAACUCUCACCUUGUCCACAAUGUGACAACACCACUGCUGUUUAGUCCAUUGCGGAGGAAGACUGUCAUAGAAUCCACCUGUCCUCAAAAAGGAGAGUCGACCACAUCUACCCCUCAUGAGGAGAACUCUCGUUCUAGACAAAACUCUGGAACCAGUGUCAAAAGCAAGCGAUCAGACAGCCAGCAAGGUAAGAUACGCCAUACCUCUACAGCAUCCCAGUUGAGUCAGGCACCAAGUCAUGAAUCUCCACGUCUCAGGAAUCCCAGUCAAGAAGAAGAGGAAAUGUGGCAUGUGGACUUGAGAACUCACUUCAUUCAGCUAUAUAUGCAGUACCUCCAGCAGCUGGGCUUUAUGCCUGUCCAAGUCACUGCUUCUCCCAAACAUAGGAUGAAGGGGAAGGGAGAAGUGCGCCCUCCCAGCAGUCAAGUCAGCAUGGUACAUGUGGUGCAGAAGACACUUCCAGGUGGUAUCAUGCUGAUGGAGCUGAGCUUUAAAGACAUCUUUUUCUGCAUCAAAUUAUUUGCCUUUGAGUGCAGUAAGCUCCCUCUUGGUCAGAAUGUGAAUUCCCAGCUUACUAUGCACUUCUUAGAUGAAUGUGACAAAAUGAAGGACCUGUCUCAUGUCCAUUCAUUUGCCUAUGACUUCCAUCUUCGUUGUGUACAGCGGUACAUAGAAGGAAGGCCUAUGUUACAUGAUGGUUACCACUUGGCCAACUUUCUGGCUGACUUUAUCAAAUGUUAUCCCAACCCUCCAUCCUUCUCAAGGAACUGUGUAUAUGAAGGUGUCCAUGAAACCAGAGACACCAACAGCCCCAACACCCAUCUUUAUGAUUACAUACUGAACCAUGACAAGAUGUACAAGAUGAAGUCUGUCAAGAUGAAGCCUUCCCCUGGCACUGAUGACUUGGAGGCCCAGUUUCCUCUCCGUAACCAGUAUGCCCUUGUCUCUCACUUUACGAGACGAGCCGCACUGGAUGUUCAGGAUGACACAAAACAGAAGUCCAGUGAUUUCAACAUUGGACUUGUUAUUACUCAUGAUGCACCUGUGAGAUACAGUGAGAAAGACAAGCAGGACACCAUUUCUCUGAAAUACUAUGUGAUCUUAACCAGUAAGAGGGACUUGUAUCCAAUCCUUAUGUUGGAGAAGUGGCUUGGGAUGACCAGGUUAACAUCCAGUACACAGAGACAGUCUAUAGGGUCUGUCAGUGGUAGUGUCCCUGAGACAACUGUGUACUCUGUGACACCGACUGACAUCCCCCCACUGCCGGUCAGCCAGCACAUCAAUGUGCGUCCAGAAACUGAGCUGUCCAGGUUUUCUAAGGAGGUGACCAGUGUCAAUUACCUGGGUUUUACAGCCAAUCACCAGACGCCAAUGUAUGCUCUGUUGGAGAAAGAACAGGAGGCUGCCAGAGAGCGUAUAUCCCAGAUGGUGGACAAUGCUAAAAUUCAGUGCCGUCGAGACAUCCUGUGGAACAGACUCCUGGUCAGUGAUGUCAGGGAGGAUGAUAAGCGCAAGGGGAGGAGUGACACUGAGGAGAGCCGAGGAGACAGGCAACUGAUGAUGAAGCUAAGUUUCGCGGAGUUCAUGGAGCUCUUGGAGGUGGUCCACAAAGUACCCUUGGGGGACAUUGACAGCAGGUUGAUAGCCUUCAAGAACAUGAGUAUCCAGUGGUUUCAGGGUCUAGCACGGGUCCUCAUGGCCAAACCUGAUUAUGUAGAUAAUCACAGAUAUUUUGUUAGUCAGGACCAACAUGUGCAGCAUGUGGCCAUACCCAAUCCUAACUACUUGGAUACAUUUAUUUUAUUGAGUCUGGAUAAAAUGAACAACAAAGCAGACUUAUGUGCUGUGUAUAGAGACACCGUGGAGGAAUCAUCUGUCUCCAAUCCUAGUCGCCCAGCACAAGCUAUGCAGACACACAUAGAGGGCUUCAUCAAUGCUUGCUGCUACCACAUGUGGGCAGGCAUCACCUAGAAACAGAUAUCUUUUCCCAAGAAAAGAUUUCUUAUCAGAGGACAUGUUUUAGGGGUUUGCUUAGGGGGUAACUUUAUGCAUUGAUAUAAAGUGAACUUGUUGACUGAUAAGCAAAAUAUGAAGACCUAAUUUAAAACAUUAAACCCUGUUAGCUGAAAGACUAAUAUUGUAUAACACCACCAAGAUUUGAGAAUAUGCAUGUAGUUUCUUAUUGUUGAGAAAAGAUGAUAUAUUUUAUCCUGAAAAGAAAUGGCAAAAAGAUCUGAAAUAUGUUUUGAUGCACUGUUUUGAAUGUAAGCAUCUAAAAAAGUUAACAUUGAAAAUAAAAGGUAAAGUUACUGUAUUUUCGAGGAGUAUUUUGCAUCAAUAAUUUAUCACCUCUGUUCCUUAGGAAGCUUUGAACAGUUUAAUUGCAGCAUAAAAUUUGUAAAUAAGCUGAAUUUUACAAGUAAUAUGUGAAUAUUGGUUCAUACUUUAUUUUAUCCAUUUGCUUGAAUUGAUCACACCAUUCGAAUUGCUUGGCACAUUGCCAUGAUAUUUCAUUUUAAGGAAGUGUGAUGGUGGUCAUACCUUAAAUUAUUGAUAAUAGUAGGCCAAUACAGUUUACCAAUUUGCAGUAAACUAAUGUCAUAGAAACUUGUAUGCCAAUAAUUGUUCGGUUAACAGUUUUUGUGCACAAACUGUCUAAAUUUUUUAAAGGAAAUUAAAGUAGCAACAAUUCAGAAAUGCAAUAUGAAAGAUUGCAAGUAAUUCAUUGACUGUAAGUGUUGCUGUUUUUAUAUACAGGUAGUAUUACUUCUUUCCCCCCACCCCCUUUUCAGAAUUUAAUAAAUGUUUAAAAGUGAAUUUAUGUGUAUGGGGGGUAUAAGGUGGAAAUUUAUUGUUAUAAGGUGCUUUUCACAUGUGCGUGAGAUUUGAAUGCAUUAUGUACAAUUUGAAAAUAUAAAGUAUAAUGCUGAUGUUUGUAUCAUAUGUUUAAAUAUUUUCUUUAAUGGGCUAUUAAAAUCAACUCUGUUUUGGUCUGUGCCCAGUCUUUAUUUAUUUAUGUGUGGUAGGAUGCAGUUGUAUCAUGUAUUGC
Messenger RNA from Lingula anatina, 12984 nucleotides. Its product is annotated as KICSTOR complex protein SZT2. Lineage: Eukaryota; Metazoa; Brachiopoda; Lingulata; Lingulida; Lingulidae. Gene Ontology annotation, cellular component: peroxisome. The record is from RefSeq and is a predicted model, not a curated record.